CAUGUUGCUAGUAGCUGACCGGCUGGAGGGGCCCUUCAACAUCGAAGCCAUCAUGGAACCCAUAGAUGUGAAGAUCUCUGAAGCCAUCAUGACCAUGCAAGACAACAGCAUGACAGUUUCAGCUAAGGUGUUCCAGGGGUGUGGUCAGCCCAAGCCGUCUGGGAUGGGCAGCAGCAGAUCAGCCAGGGGGAUCUCUGAUGUCUUCAACGCCCGAUUCAGACCCUACAGCCCAGAGGAGAGACCCACCACGGCCGCUGGCACCAGCCUGGACAGACUGGUCAUGGCUCUGUGUUGA
Messenger RNA from Oncorhynchus nerka (sockeye salmon), 295 nucleotides. Its product is annotated as glypican-6-like. The record is from RefSeq and is a predicted model, not a curated record. Gene Ontology annotation, biological process: cell migration; regulation of signal transduction; regulation of protein localization to membrane. NCBI's taxonomy places the organism in Eukaryota, Metazoa, Chordata, Actinopteri, Salmoniformes, Salmonidae. The coding region runs from base 2 to 295 and encodes 97 amino acids. Gene Ontology annotation, cellular component: plasma membrane; synapse; cell surface. The transcript is spliced from 3 exons.